Messenger RNA from Rubroshorea leprosula, 1026 nucleotides. The record is from the annotation of a GenBank genome assembly. Lineage: Eukaryota; Viridiplantae; Streptophyta; Magnoliopsida; Malvales; Dipterocarpaceae.
CUGCUCUGCUCUUCUUCUUCGUGCAGCUCGACAAGCCCCCCCAAAGCCACCGACUUCCUCUUCCUUUGAAAACCGAAAAAGGGGCUUGAAAUUCUCCUUCUUUCUUGUUCAAUAACAAGAUUUAGGACCUAGAACACUCUCCUAAACCCAGAAAAUCCCAGAUCUGCUCUGUUCUUCCCCUUGUUGUCCGUCGGCCUCUGCUAUCCGUGAUUUCUGGUCUUUUUCUGCCCGUGAGCCCCCUGCAGAAAUGCCGCCGGCUUCUUCUCCCUACCAGCUCCGGUUUGCUUGCUGGAAUUCUGGUUCUUGAUCGUUCAGUCAGUUUAGUACGUGAAUUGAGUGCUCAGUUUUGCGGAGUGAGGAAAUGAAACCGAGGAUGGGGAAACCACGAGAAGUGACGAAUUAGAAGGCUAGCCAUUUCGAGAUUGAUAUAAUUUUAGAAAUAAAUCAUGUUUUUUUUGUAAGAUAGAUUUCACCUUGUGAUUUUAAGUUUAAGUCAUGUUGGACAUAGAUUUAUGGAAUAUAUUAUCAUUCUUGGAAGAUAGAUUCUACCUUGAAUUUAUGGUAUUAAAACAGAUGUUGCGAGAAUAGAGUUUGGGAUUUGAAUAGGUUCCGAGCCUUGUGCGUUUGUGGGACCCGUCUCAUGAGUGCACGGCGUCUGUCGCGCUUCGGAUUUGGGUUCUGGGGCGUGACAUAUAUAUAUAAUAAGAUCAUUGAUUCAUCCUUUAAGCUUGUGUCCUCAACAACAAGAAGCAAACUAUCUACGAAUGUGAGACGAGCAACUAGAGCAAAUGUCUUCUCAUAGUAUAUUCCACACUCCUAUGUAAAAUCCUUAGCAAUGAAGCAUGCCUUGUAACACUCCAUAGAACUAUUAGAACGAGUUUUGAUUUUGUACACCCAUUUAUAGCUUAUCAAAGACUUUCCAGUAGGGAGAUCAAUUAAAUCCCAUGUACGAGUUUCUCAAGAGCUUGUAAUUUAGCUUGUAUAGCUAGUUGUUAAGGAGGAUUAGAAUAGAAUUCUCAAUAGGAU